AUGGAUCAGGGAGUUAUUCGAGCAUUCAAAGCUUAUUACAGACGCAGUCUGGUCAAGCAUAUUAUCGCCAGUGCUGGUGUAGCUGCUACAGCUGAUGAUAUUAAUGUUACUGCUUUAGAUGCAGUUUAUUGGAUUCAAAAUGCAUGGGAUGCAGUAACUGAAACAACAAUAAGAAACACAUUUAAAGCAGCUGGUUUUCAAAUGCGUGCUGUACUCGGUGACAUGGUACAAGGAAUUUUAAUUACAAAUGAAAUUAUUUCUACAGAUGAUAAAUCAAUUGAAGAAUUAGAUCGUGUAUUAAAACACUUAACAAUUGGUGGAAAAUCAAUAACUGGUUAUGAUUAUGUGAAUAUUGAUGAUAAUGCACCAUCGUUUAACGAAUGGUAUGAUUUAACUGAUAAAUUAUUAUUAAUAAAUGGAAUUGCAAAUGAUGAUGGAGAUAAUAAUGAAGAUCAACAAAAUGAUGAUUUACCAAGUGAAGAUCCACCAUCAUUAUCUGAAUGUUUACACCUGGUUCGACGUCUUCGUCUCUUUUCGACAAUACAACAACCAGAAUUACAUUCUUUUAUUAUUCAAUUACAAUCAAAAUUAACUGAUGCACUACUCGACUCUAAUUUAUCGAAACAAAAAUCAAUUACAGAUUAUUUCAAAUGUUCAUCUAUUCAAGUUCAUAAAAGUCUUAUGAAAUAA
Molecule: messenger RNA, 690 nt
Organism: Rotaria sordida
Lineage: Eukaryota; Metazoa; Rotifera; Eurotatoria; Philodinida; Philodinidae
Source: the annotation of a GenBank genome assembly